AUGCCUCAACGACUCUUGAUCGGCCUCUCGCAAUCCCACACCCUCUCCUCCGUACCUCAGACGCUCUCGGCUCUGCGCGACACCACGAAACGUGCGGCGGAAAAGGGCAUCUCGAUCCUCCUCUUCCCGGAAGCAUAUCUGGGCGGGUACCCUCGGACGUGCAGCUUCGGGGCCGCCAUCGGAUCCCGCACCGACCUCGGCCGCGACCAAUACCUCGCCUACACCAAGUCGGCCGUCGACCUGGGUGACACCCCGGGGGGUGCGGGUGAUGAAUGGCUCGAGAACUAUCUCCCGGUCAACAAGGAGACCGGAAGGCGAGGUGACGGCACGCGCGAAACACUCGAAGAAAUCGCCCGCGAGACGGGGGUCUUCAUCGUCACGGGAGUCGUCGAAAAGGCCGGAGGCAGCUUGUACUGCUCGGCCGUCUACGUCGACCCGCGACGCGGCGUGGUUGGAAAGAGGAGAAAAGUCAUGCCCACGGGCUCCGAAAGACUGGUGUGGGCACAGGGGUCGGCGUCGACCUUGAAAGUCGCCACGACCACCAUCAAGGGAGUCCGAGUCGUCAUGGGUUGUGCCAUCUGCUGGGAGAAUUACAUGCCCCUGCUGCGUUACAGUCUCUAUAGCCAAGGCGUGAACCUCUGGCUGGCACCCACCGCGGACCCCCGAGACACCUGGGAACCUCUGAUGCGCACGAUAGCGUGCGAAGGUCGCUGCUUCGUCCUCAGUGCGAACCAGUGUAUGAAGAAGAAGAGCCUUCCCAGUUGGAUCACCACGGGUGGUGCUUCAUCGAGAGAAGAAGACGAAGCAACGUCUAUGACCGGUGGUGGGGUGAGAGUCCACGAGACUCUGGCAAAUGGUAUCCCCGUCGGUAAUAACACUACGCUCAGCAAGGGCGGUCGUAGGCUGUCCAUGACAAAGACCGAGGAGAAUCACGAAAUCGCAUGGAAGUGUGAUAAUAACAAAACGAUUGACGAGGAGGCGAACCCUCUUGUUGAAAAUGACGACAACGGCAACAACAACAACAACAACAACAAGACACAGCAUCCACGAGACUUAUCAUCAUCUGGAGACGGCAGCGGCGAAGAGUUUGUAUCAGUCGGAGGCUCUUGCAUAGUCAAUCCCAUGGGUAAGACCAUCGCCGGACCGAUCUGGGAAAAAGAAGACGAAUUGUUGUACACCGAAGUCGACUUUGACGAUUGUGAUCGAGGACAUCUUGAUUUCGACGCCGCAGGACAUUAUUCUCGUCCUGAUGCUUUCAAGUUGACCGUCGAAGGUUUGGAUCUGAAUCCGCCACCUUGA
Messenger RNA from Exophiala oligosperma, 1299 nucleotides. RefSeq lists its product as uncharacterized. The record is from RefSeq and is a predicted model, not a curated record. NCBI's taxonomy places the organism in Eukaryota, Fungi, Ascomycota, Eurotiomycetes, Chaetothyriales, Herpotrichiellaceae. The transcript has a single exon. The coding region runs from base 1 to 1299 and encodes 432 amino acids. Gene Ontology annotation, molecular function: catalytic activity.